AUGGAGGUUAGCCAGCUCGCCUUCAAUCCCCGUUUGGCCGGAGCCAUUCCGAUCAGCAACAUUGGCUCUACCAGCCAUGGAGGGCCCUUCGAUUUGGCGCCAGGCUCACUAACAGUUGUCGUGAGCGAGGAGACCGAUUCAGCGACGUUAGGUCGAGUAAAACUAGGCCUGGCAGCCGCUAUGUUUUUUACCGUCCUUGUCGCCUGUUGUCUGCCAAUAUUGCUUCUUUUCUGUCUACAGCGCAAGACGACCCGACGCAAGGGAUUGGGCCACUCCAGACCAAGCGAGGCGCUCAGAGAAAAACCCAGCGACAGUGAAUCCAUCUCUGGACGAGCUGGGUUGCAAUGCGAUCUUUCUUUUGAUGUAUGGACCAAAGAAUAA
Protopolystoma xenopodis is the source of this 381-nucleotide messenger RNA. The record is from the annotation of a GenBank genome assembly. NCBI's taxonomy places the organism in Eukaryota, Metazoa, Platyhelminthes, Monogenea, Polystomatidea, Polystomatidae.